GUUUGACCGAGUGAGGAAUGAUGCAAUUUGCUUUUAGACUUUGAAUUAGAAAUAAUUUCCUGAGGUUAUUCAGCGCAUGAGAAAAUUUUAAUUAAUUUUGCAAAUUCUAACAGUUGUUUUUAAAUGAAAACGUAAUACACAUAAUAAAUAAUGUCAUCUGGUGUUAUUCUUGCAGGAUUAGCUUUAGCAGCAGCUGGAUAUACAGGCAGAUUUCUUGCUAGGAACUCUAAAGUCUGGGCUGAGUCUUUAGAGAAGCAUUUAAAAUCCCUUCCUAAUUCAGCUAGUUUUGCCAAUAGUAAAUAUUAUAAAGGCGGAUUUGAACCAAAGAUGACUCGUCGUGAGGCUGGUUUAAUUCUGGGUGUUAGUCCAUCAGCUAGCAAAAACAAGAUAAAGGAUGCUCAUAAAAGAAUAAUGUUGUUAAAUCAUCCUGAUAAAGGUGGUUCUCCAUAUAUAGCUGCAAAAAUUAAUGAGGCAAAAGAUAUGUUGGAUAAAAAUCAAUGAUAUAGAAUUUUGUAAAAUUAGUUUUUGUGUUUAGUAAAUGUUAUUUUAAUUAUUGACAA
Messenger RNA from Argiope bruennichi, 560 nucleotides. RefSeq names its product mitochondrial import inner membrane translocase subunit TIM14-like. Gene Ontology annotation, cellular component: PAM complex, Tim23 associated import motor. Gene Ontology annotation, molecular function: ATPase activator activity. The coding region runs from base 151 to 501 and encodes 116 amino acids. The record is from RefSeq and is a predicted model, not a curated record. The transcript has 6 exons. Lineage: Eukaryota; Metazoa; Arthropoda; Arachnida; Araneae; Araneidae. Gene Ontology annotation, biological process: protein import into mitochondrial matrix.